AAAUAGCGCGCGGAGUGGUAAAAAAUAAAAACAGACAGGCAUUGGUUGAAUUAUUUUUUAUUUUAUCUACAAAUAAAUGUGGAUUUCAACGUUAAGUUGUUACUAUCGCCACAAUAAAUUGUAAUUGUUUAUAGAGAAAAUAAUAGAGUCGCAGUGACUGUGCCCUACUUUUAACCCACUCAAAUUAUUGAUUUUUCUCAGAGUAAAAUUUUGUAAAGGCAGAUGGCGAAGCAAGUGGCAGAUGUGCAGAUUCAUGCUUCAGACUCCCAGGACUCCCUUCAAGAUGACAAUAUUGAUAUUAGUGUUGACUUAAUUGAUGAAGGCCUGUACUUAGGUAAUUUAGCAUGUGCAAGAGAUUCCAAAGCAUUGGAAAAGCUGCAGAUAACCCACGUUCUGACCAUAGAUGUGGUGCCUCUGCCGAGGACCAUACUGGACCGUGGCAAUCUCACAUUCAAAUAUGUGAAGCUGGCGGAUGUGCCUAAGGAGGAUCUAAUAAGUCACCUUCCUGAUACAAAUCAAUUCAUAAGAAAUGCCAUAGCUAAUGAUGGUGUAGUUCUUGUACAUUGUUACUUCGGCGUCUCCCGCUCAGCGGCGGUAGUGAUAGCCUACAUCAUGGAGAAAUACGGCCUCUGCUACGAAGACGCAUUCAACCUGGUCAAAAGCAAGCGCCGGUUCGUGCACCCCAACGUGGGGUUCGCGGCGCAGCUGAAGCUGUUCGGCCACAUGGGCUACAGGUUGAACAGAGACGACCCCAGGUUCAAACAGUUCCGGCUCAAAAUGGCCGGCCAGAAGUUGAAACAAGUUAAGAUCCUCCCGCAGCAGUUCGCGGACCUGGUGAAGCCGGACCCUGGGCUCGUCCGCGAGCGGCCGGACCCCAUCGUGUACCGCUGCAGGAAGUGCAGGCGAGUGGUAGCCGGCCAGAACAACAUCAUACCGCACCUGCCCAAACAGGUCAAAGUGGAACUAGCCAAAAAGGGGAUUAGGCCUCCCCCGAGCACAUUGACCGGUCUCAACUCAGCUGAGAACGGGGAGCUCCUCAUUGAGAAGCUACAGCGGCUGGCCUCUCAGGUGCUGGGGACAUUACCCGGAGACAGUGACACUGACAGUCCACGUGUACAGACUGAGAGCCAGGACGGAGACGAGGGUCCCAGCCAAAUAUUGGACGGCUACAGCGAAGGCAACCUGGUUGACGCCCAUAUAGCAGGUCGCGACUGCUCAUCCGCCUGCCGCCUCAUGUGGUUCGUGGAGCCCAUGGCCUGGAUGAAGGACGUCCAGCACUCUGACCACGGGAAACUGCACUGUCCCAAGUGUUGCAACAAGAUCGGCAGCUUCAAUUGGGUUAUGGGUUGCAAAUGUCCGUGCGGUCAGAAAGUAGCGCCGGCCUUCUACCUCGUGCCCUCGAAAGUGGAAUGGUCCAACAUCGUGCAAAACGUACAAGUAACGGUCUGAUUAAUUAGUGCAAGACUCGACGGGUAGAUGGCUCUGUGCAAAAUUUUAUGCAGCGCGCUUAAUGUAAAUGAUACGCGGGUAUCAAGAUAAAAUCUAGUGUAAAAUGCCGGUGCAAUCAAAGCUACAUACAUACAUAUGGUUACGUCUAUAUCCCUUGUGUGGUAGACAGAGCCAACAGUCUUGAAAACACUGAUCGGCCACGUUCAGCUACUUGACUUAGUGAUAGAAUUGAGAUCUAAAUAGUGACAGGUUGCUAGCCCAUCGCCUAAAAAAAGAAGCCCAAGUUUGUAGGCCUAUCCCUUAGUCGGCUUUUGCGACAUCCAUGGGAAAGAGAUGGAGUGGUCCUAUUCUUUUUGUAUUGGUGCCGGGAACCACACGGCAAUCAAAGCUCCGGUAUUUUUAUUCGUACAUCGCGCAAGUAAAGUUUCCACACUGGACAUUUUAAUCUCUAGUUUAAGUUAAAAACUAGUAUCAAAUGUCCGUACGAUCAAAAGUUCCGGCCGGCAAUUUAUCGGGUACCAUCAUAGAUAAUAGUCUAAAAGAGUAGUUUGGCAGCGACCCAAGAUAAUUAAAUAGAUAUAAUCACGUCUAUAUCCCUCGCGGGGUAGACAGCAGUCUUGAAAAGACUGAUAGGCCACGUUUGGCUCUGUGGAAUUGAGAUUCAAAUAGUGACAGGUUGCUUGCCCAUCGACUACAAGAAGAAUCCCAAGUUUAUUACUCUGUCCUUUAGCCGCUUUUCUGUUACUUGUUGGUAACACUUUAUUUUUAAUCUGAUAACUUCCAUUUUUGAAAACAUGACAUGACUACAUCAUUUAGUAAUGAAAAAAAAAAAGAAGUUAAAAUUGUGUUAAGU
Molecule: messenger RNA, 2302 nt
Organism: Amyelois transitella
Lineage: Eukaryota; Metazoa; Arthropoda; Insecta; Lepidoptera; Pyralidae
Gene: MKP-4
Product: dual specificity protein phosphatase MPK-4
Exons: 9
Coding region: 223-1449 (408 amino acids)
Biological process (GO): protein dephosphorylation
Cellular component (GO): nucleus
Molecular function (GO): protein tyrosine/serine/threonine phosphatase activity
Source: RefSeq, a predicted model, not a curated record